Messenger RNA from Lodderomyces margitis, 1734 nucleotides. It is a transcript of the gene AGP2, whose product is annotated as Agp2p. Gene Ontology annotation, molecular function: amino acid transmembrane transporter activity. Gene Ontology annotation, biological process: amino acid transmembrane transport. Gene Ontology annotation, cellular component: membrane. Lineage: Eukaryota; Fungi; Ascomycota; Pichiomycetes; Serinales; Debaryomycetaceae. The record is from RefSeq and is a predicted model, not a curated record. The transcript has a single exon. Bases 1 to 1734 code for a protein of 577 amino acids.
AUGUGGUUUAAAAGAGAUGAAAAACAGAAUGUCGUUGACAACAACAGCGACUCAAACUCCCUUAACGAAAAGGUUAUCAACAAAAGAUCAAAUGAAGAGCAAGAAUUAUUUACUGAUUCAAGUAGUGUCAACACUGACAAAGCUUCUAGUGUAGAUGGUCCCGGUUCAACCAAGAGGACAUUGUACAACAGGCAUUUGCAACUAAUAGCCAUUGGUGGCUCUAUAGGUACUGGUUUAUUUGUUACCAUUGGUACUACGGGUUUAGUUAAUGGUGGACCACUAGGUCUACUCCUAUCAUAUAGCAUAUCGACAUUGUUGGUUCUUUUGCUAACUACUGCCACGGGAGAAAUGGUGCUGUACAUGCCAGUAGAUUCGCCAUUUUUGAAUAUGGCAGGUCGUGUAAUUGAUCCUGCUUUUGAAGCGGCCGCUUCGGUCAAUUUUUGGGCAAUGCAGAGUCUUUAUAUCCCCACUGAAAUUACUGCUGUCAAUAAUAUAAUCCAUUUUUGGCGUGAUGAUUACUCGCCAGCAAUCACUUUUGUUAUUCAAAUUGUCAUAUACGCCAUUAUCAAUAUGUAUGCAGUUCGUGUGUUUGGUGAAUGCGAGUUUUGGUUUUCGUUGGCUAAAUUGACGCUUUGUAUUGGGUUAUUGUUUUUCACAUUGAUUACCAUGUGUGGUGGGAACCCUCAACAUGACGCUUUUGGUUUCAGAAAUUGGCAUGUUGCGGGUGGUCCCAUUGGAAUGAAGUAUGCAACGGGGAGUUUGGGCCGAUUUCAAGGAUUUUUGGCUUCGCUUAGAUUAUCAAGUUCCUUCACUUGUGUUGGUAGUGAAUACGUAAGUAUGACAGCUGGUGAAUGUGUUAAUCCUAGAGCUAACAUGGCCAUUGCUUUUAGGACUGUGUUGUACCGUUUGGUGGCAUUUUACCUUGGUGGUGCUUUAUCAGUUUCCAUUUUGAUUGCCUACAAUGAUCCCAAGUACGUUUCGUUGACAUCUGAUAGUUCAAAUGCUGCUUCUUCGCCAUAUGUUGUCGCUAUGCAAAACAUGGGAAUUCUGGUGCUACCGCACAUUGUCAAUGCAGUUGUGCUAACUGCGGCAUUUUCAGCUGGUUGUUCAUAUACUUAUACAUCCUCAAGAUGUUUGUACAACUUAGCCAAAAAGGGAUUUGUUCCUAAAUUCUUCAAAAUCUGUACCAAGAAAGGUAUCCCCAUCUAUUGCGUCAUUUUAUCAUGCUGUUUCGCCUUAUUGUCGUUGUUACAAUUGGGAAGUUCCGGAACCAAAGCUUUGAACUUCAUGUUCAAUUUGGUUACUGGUGCACAAAUUCUCAACUACGGAUUCAUGGGCUUCACUUAUAUUGGAUUUUACCAUGCAGUAAAAGCACAAGGAAUUGAUCGGACGAAAUUCACCUAUAGAUCUUGGUUCCAGCCAUAUUCCAUCUAUUUCACCACAUUCAUAUACUGGUGUAUUAUUGGAUGUUUGGGAUACCAAGUGUUUUUGCCAGGUAGGUGGUCAGUUGACGAUUUCUUGUUUAGUUAUGUCAUGAUUUUUGUCUCGUUAGCAGUUUUCAUUGUCUGGAAGUUGGUAAAGAAGACCAAGUUUAUUAAACCCAUUGAUGCUGAUUUGACAACCGGUCUUGAUGAAAUCGAGGCUCAUGAGGCCGAAUUCAAUGCACAAUUUGAGGAGAGCAGUGAAGCUGAAAAUAAGAGCAGAUGGAAGAGUUACAUGAAUUGGAUAUUCUAA